Carya illinoinensis is the source of this 678-nucleotide messenger RNA. RefSeq lists its product as uncharacterized. NCBI's taxonomy places the organism in Eukaryota, Viridiplantae, Streptophyta, Magnoliopsida, Fagales, Juglandaceae. The record is from RefSeq and is a predicted model, not a curated record. Bases 1 to 678 code for a protein of 225 amino acids. Gene Ontology annotation, molecular function: RNA-DNA hybrid ribonuclease activity; nucleic acid binding. The transcript has a single exon.
AUGUCCAUGCGAAAAAUCUGGUUGAGAAGGAACCAACUGAUUUUUGAAGAACAAUUUACAGGGCCAAAGAGUGUGAUCAGUCAGGCUAUUGAAGACUUGGAGGAAUACAGAGAAGCUCAAAGGGUGGGAGAGGUUAAUAGGUUGUCAGUUAUAGCAGGUGGUAGAGAAGUAAAAUGGAAGAGGCCUGGAGAAAAUAUAGUGAAAAUUAACUGGGAUGUAGCUUUUGAUAAAAAAUCUCUAAAGAUAGGAGCUGGUGUGGUGAUAAGGGAUGAGGAAGGGGAAGUCCUUACAUGCUUAUGUAUGCCUAGAACUAAUAUUUACAGUCCAAUAGUUGUUGAAUUACAAGAGUUGUGGCGAGCUGUCAAUGUAUGUACUGAGCUGAGGUUUAUAAAUGUUGAAUUUGAGUGUGAUGCCCUGACCAUAGUAAAUGCUGUAAAUAAUAUAGAUGAAAACUGGGCUUGGUAUGGACAACUAAUAGAAGAUUUGAGAAGUAUGUUUUCUGGUGUAAGUAUUUGGAAGUUGCAACACAUAUAUAGAGAAGGAAAUAAGGUGGCACAUAGCCUGGCCAAGAAAGCAAUUGGUUUAGAUGAGGAAUUAGUUUGGACGGAAGAUUAUCUAGAAGAGGUGUUUUCUCAUGUAUUCUUUGACAAAUCUGUAACAAGUGAUUAUAGUGAAUGA